This is a messenger RNA of Oryzias latipes (Japanese medaka), 5534 nucleotides long. RefSeq lists its product as uncharacterized. Lineage: Eukaryota; Metazoa; Chordata; Actinopteri; Beloniformes; Adrianichthyidae. Gene Ontology annotation, molecular function: actin filament binding. The record is from RefSeq and is a predicted model, not a curated record. Gene Ontology annotation, cellular component: actin cytoskeleton.
UUCGUCACUACUCUCGGGAUCUUUUUCGGGGUAAAAUCCCUUUUCUGUCCCUGCAUAAACACAGACAUCUCCACGUAUUGAACUCUAAGUCGGUGCGUCAAGUUCACUAAUGUUUUGUGUGCAAAUCCUUUUAAUCUGUUGGUCUAAUCCAACAAAACUCUAAUGAGGUUUGUCAAAUCUUUGUGGGGUUUUGUGAAGGUAGCUCUCUGCUUCUUCAGGUUUUGCCGUCUGCAAUGAUGUGAGACUUCUUCCCUUUGUUUUUGUCUUAUUCGUUUUUUAGUUUUCGCUGGAAGGGUAGUUUAAUACCAAGUUCUUCUUCUUAUUUAUUAUUGUUGUCAUUUACAGAGGUUUGUUUUAAUUCGGUGUCUGAAAAGAUGUCUAAAAAACACAGCAAGUGGCAUGAGACACUGGUAACCACAAAGACCAACAAACCGCAGUCAAACCACAAGGGAAGGGAUUUUGCAGCACCAACACCUUCAUGGGAUGGAGGCAAGCGGUCCGGCAGCAAUGCCUGUAAAACUGGUGUGAGCUGUGGAAAGAGCAGCAACCUCAGCAGCAGAGGGAGUGAAUCAAGAGCAGGCGGCAGUAAAAGUGGAGGCAGCAGAGGAAGCCUCAGCCACCAAGACAGCGCUGGCCAGAAGGCAAAGAAACAAGGGUCCCAGUCAGCCAGAUCAGCUGUAAACCUGCGGAGCAGUCGAAGCUUUUCAUCCCUCCAAGCUUCUUGUCUCACAGCUGCUCCAUUCAUGAGAAGCAGCCGCUCACUCACCAGGCUCGACCAAAAAUCCUCUGAUUCAGACAGAACAGCUGCCAAAUUAUCUGUAAAAAAAGGACAAAGCACUGGGAAAAAAACUCCAGACUCUGACCAUCUGUCUUCCUCAGCGGAGCAUCUCAGCUGCUCUCAGCCAGAGCCAUCUUCCUCGUUUUUGGCUCAGAGCGUUGCAUGUCAUCUUCCCAGUAACAAAGAAAAGAAACAGACCAGAGAUGGGGUUUACACUUUGUGUGCUAUGACCUCUGGAAUGAAACGUAACUGGGUCCAAGCAGUCCUGAAGAAUGUACGACCAAGUCCUUCACCUGAGAAUACAACCUCCCUUUCAGAGCAGAAGGUUGAACAAAAUUACCUGACAGCGGAUUUAGAUUCACCACAGCAGCAGCAAGAAGAGGAGAAAAUCUUGGAUGAUGGUGAUGUUUCACUCUCUGCUUCACCUACAAGUCCUCCACACACAGGUGUUACUGAUGCAUUAUAUGCAGAGGAAUACCAAAGCGACAGUUCUGCUUCCACAAUAGUCAUGUCCAAUGAUGAGUAUUUUGAGGAUAGCUUAGAACAGCAUAGCCCAAUAGAACAGAAUCUGCAGCAGGAUACAUGUCUAAAUCAGGACGAAGAGCAACAGACAACAGCAAACAUAUCCACUGAUGACAAGGAAACAUUGACAUGUGAACACAACACUGGCCAGCUUGUCAAAGAGCUGGAACAAACACAGAAGGAGCUGUCACGAGUCCAGCAGAUGAACAGGAAUCUGCUUGAUGAGCUGCAACAAGAGAAAGACACAAAUUUAAGGAAACAGUUUUCUCUGCAGAAUGAAAUCACUCCCUCUUCAGAUCAAUCUGUCACUGUACACCAAAUGCAAAAGAUCAACCAUAACCUCCGCCUGGAACUGGAGGCCCUGAAGAGGAGUCAGGAGGAGGCCAGAGAGACUGAGUUACGACGAAGAGUGGAUCUUUUGGCCCAGCAAGCACAGCUACUGGUUACAGGUGAUGCCACAGCGCUCGCUCAAAUCCAGCUAGAGCAAGAUCGCCAGCAGUUCCAGGAGCAGCAGCUGGACUGGGAGCGCUGCACGGCCUCUUUGAAGUCCCAGCUGAGCAUUAGUGAGGAGAAGAGGAGGGAAGCCGAGGCCCGUUUGAUGCAGCUGCAACAGGAGGUACAAAACGAGCAGCAUCUCCAACAGGAAGCUGAACAGCUGCGGAAACAUCUCCAAGACAUGUCAGCUCAACUUCACACUUAUGAAGAGGCCCAGGCUGAGAAAGAGGCUCGGCUCCAGAAGCACCUGAUGCUUCUUCAAGCAAGUCAGGAAAGAGAGCGCAAUAGCUUGGCUCUUAGCCUGGCUCAGGCUGAGAAAAACGCUCAAGAUCUUCAGAGUAAGCUGGACAGGGCCGAGCAGCAGGUGGAGAGCCUCAACAAAAGUCAGUCAUGGACUAGAGAAAUCGAGGAGGCACAGCGGCAGCUGCAGGAAGAGAUGGCGUGUACGAUUUCAGCUAUGCAGCAGCUCCAGGAGGAAAGAGAGCAACUGGCUAGAAGCUGUCAGGAACUGCAAAACCACCUAUCAGAAGCAGAACGGGAAGUGAACAGGCUCCAGGAUCGCUUGACAACAGAAGAAACCCACUACUACAAUCUGGAGCAUGCACAUGAGAGAGUUUGUGAGGAGCUGCAGGUGGCAUUGAGCAAGCUGCAGCACAGGGAGUCCGAAACUCAGAACAUUCGAGAGGGCUAUGAAAGACUAUUGGACAGCAAGGAACAGGAGUUAAAAGAAGUUUUGUUAAAGAUGGAGGUCUUAGGCAACAGUUUAGAAGAGACAGAAAUGAAAUUGAGUGAAGCGAUGAAAAUUCGCACCUCCUCUCAGCUGGUGGAUGAGUCCUUAAAGUCUGCUGAGCCGAAACAGAAACCACAGAGAGCUUUAGUGGAAAAGCAAGCAGUGACAGACAGUUUCAAAUUCUCUAGGAAUUUCAAUGCAGUUGAGGUCAAUAGUACUCAAGAACAAGGGAGAAUACGCUCUCGCUCUUUGGAUGCAUCGCACCAGUACAUUGCCACAGCAGAGGAUGACCCAGAGAAGUUCAUGUCUGCCAUUCAGCUACUCGAAACCAAGCUGUUUGUCACAGAGGAGAAACUGAGGGAUAUCACUGAGAGGCUGGAGGAGCAGCAGAGUGACACCAGCUCCCAGGAUCCCCACCUCUGCUCCCAACUGACCCAAAGCAGAGCAAAUGUCCAGCACUUCAGUUUGCUGCUUCACAGUCAGGCCAAGCAGAGUCAACGCUACGCCCAUGAGACCGAAAACUGCUGUCGGAUGCUGGUUGGCAGGUUUCAGGUGGCUCUGAAUAUUGUGCAAGCCUGCAGGGAGAGGCUACAAUCAACCUCUGUGAAUAUUCCAGAAAUCGAGCGACAGCUCGCGACUGUUGCUGUCUGUCUUCAGCAGGGGGAGAAGGAGGCCGAGAGGAUCCAGCAGGAAUCGCGCAACGCAAGCAAAGAAAAUGAAAAAAUCCUCAGUGAUGAGAUGCUGUCUGGAAGUGGAAUCACUUCUCAGAAAUCUAAUCCACAGUCGUCACUUGUCGUAGGAAGUGUUGCAAAGACUUUGAUCAGGGAGCUGUUCAUAGCAGAAAAAAUGGCCUCUGCCCUUCAGAGUCAAAACGGUGUUUGUCUGCUGUCUGCCCUUUCAAGACAGGACAAAAGGGAUGGGCUGCACAGUUACAAAAACAUAACCUCUAGAAGGAUAGCCCUAAAAAACGAAGAAAUGAUGGAGUCUGAAAGUGGCCUAGGUGAAACUUUGGACAGUGUGAUAGUGAGAGCUUGCGCGGAAGCAGAGCUCAUUUAUGCUGCUUUAAAACUUCAGCAAGAGUUUGAGAGCAGAAGUCAAGAGGCGGGAGAUCAAAAUAAAGCUGAGGGAGAUUUGAGCCUAUCAGAAUCAUCUGCUUUUGAGAGGAAAGCAAAAGUAGGAGGCGGAGGUUCAGAGGAAGCCACAAAACUGGCUGCAAAACGCCGAUCUGAUGGCAAAAAAGCCAACAUGGAGGAAGAAGACAACUGGCUAAGGAGGCUUGUGUCUCGGCUGCAAAGAAGGGCCACAUUUUUGCAUCGUGUCUGCCAGGAGACUGACAGCAGACCUGUAAAUGAAGGUGGCAUGGAUCUUGGUGUGGACAUCACUUCCCCUGUGGAUUUAGCCUAUUUCCAGGAGCAGGUAAAGGUGAUUUAUCUAUCAGACAGGGUUUACUUGGAUUUAGAACGGGAGCUUAAGCAAUGGGAGGCAUUACAGAACAAAAUGCAAGCCGCGUACAAAGAGAAGGAGAAGAACUUGAUGGACAGGCAAGAGACCUUGAAUCAGUUACAGGAGGACAACAGUGCACUGAGACGUGAAAUAGAGCAAGCCGAGAAAAAGAUUACAUGUGUGGAGUCGAGCAACCAGAGACUCUUGGAAAACAUGCAGAAGAUUGAGGAUUCUCACAAGGAGAAGAUGCAAAAACUGGAAACAGAGUUUCAAGAGAAGAUCAAGGAACUGCAGCAGAUCCACGAGGAGGAGAUGCAGUAUUUACAUACUUACUACACAAAGUCUUGUGCUUCAAGAGAAAAACUGAUUUCUGCAAAAGCACCAACAGAAGGAAGCUCUUCCUUAUCAGGGGAGGACGAACAGAAAACAGAGGAGAAUCUGCAAGCUAAUGCAGUUACUAUGAGAGAGGCUCAUCUGAAGGAGAUUGAAAACCUUCAGGCAUCCUGUAAUCAAGGGUUUACUGCUAUGGAAGAAAUGCAUAGGAAGCUGAUAAAAGACCUGCAGCAGCAGCAUCAGCAGCAGGUAGCUGAACUCCUAAAGGAGAAGGAGCAGCUCCUGCAAGAGGAGACAGCUGCUACCAUGGCAGCCAUUGUUGCAAUGAGGAGAGCCCACAAACAAGAACUAGAGAGGAGCAGACAGUCUCAGCACAUCAAGGAGAGUGGGGACAUCACACAAAUACAAGUGGAAUAUGAAAAAGAGAUCAGAUUAUUGCACAAGGAGCUGGAGGUGUUGUCGGCUCAGCACACAGACAAAUGUCUGGAAAACUCUCGGCUGAGCCAGGAGCUGCAGACUGAGAGGAAAUCGGUGACGCAGUACCGUGAAGAAAUUCAAGAACUCCAAAAUAAGCAGACGGAGACUGAUAUGUCUCAACUGCAUGAAAAUCAGUCACAUGAUUCACCUCAGGCAAACAGCCUUAUCCAGAUGGAGGACAAAUUAUUGGCCCAGAAUAAGCUGAAAGUGUUGCAUGGAAACCAGCAGAAUGAAGCCCGUCUGCAUGUCAACAAAGAUCCCAAGUUUGCAACAUGGUCUCCACACAGGGACGCUUCAGGAAGCAGCCCGGAUGACUCGGUGAAAAGUUCAAGCAACCCUGCUGUUCCAAAAAGAAUUGAGAAAUCUUUCCUCAUGCGUCAAAUAAGAGGAAUACGAUCAAAGAGUUUAAAAGAGGGCCUUUCCAUCCAUGAAAGAAAGAAGUUAUUUGAGUCAUCCUGAUUUCUUAAAUGUAAAGACUUUUACUAUCAUACCUAGAAAGCUACCAGUGUGAAAUAUGUCUGACGUUUCACUGAGUAAAAAGCUUUUUGACUGUUGCUGACAAGUGACUGUUGCAUCACACCACCACUGGAGGGCGCCAGAGGAGCAAAAACUACAGACUGACGUCUGCAUCUGGAACAUUCAUUACCAGAACAUAAACACCAUCAAGCGAAGAUUUCUAUGUAUUUUUGUGAACAGUUGAGCAAAUAGUGCUGGAAUUUUGUAAUUUUUGUCUUUUCAAUAAACUGGUAUAUUGCA